GCUCGCGUGUGAUGUGUUUGUGUAUCCUCAGUGUUUUUCUCUCUUGAGUGUUUUAUUGAGUGUAAACAGAGUCUUGUCUCUGUGUAUUUUAGUGUUGAUGAUGGAUGUAAUGUGCUGGAAAUCAGAAACUGAUCAGGGCUUACAGGAGGAGGAAUCUACUGAUCAAACCUCCACAGAGUCUCUGGAUUCUGUCUGGAACGCUGGAGAACAGCAGCAGAUCCUGCAGACCAAACUCAACAUGUGUUCAGUCAAACUAAAGGACUGUGGGAACCAAACUGAGAUUAAAACAGAACCCACAGAAAUAAAAAUAGAACCAACAGAAGACGACGACGACGAUGAUGAUGACUACGACGACGACGACGACGAUGAUGAUGAUGAUGAUGACUACGACGACGACGACAGUGAGUACAUUCCUUCAGAUAAGAAGAGUGUCCGUUUUACUAACUUACACGAGAAGAAACUUCAUUCAGAAGAUCACAAAGAGAAGAAGAAGAAGCAGUUUCCCUGUGAGCAGUGUGGAAGGAUUUGUGUUUCUUCUUCUAGUCUGAUCAUUCACAUGAGGACACACAGUGGUGAAAGGCCUUUCCACUGCACUUACUGUGACAAAUGUUUUCUCUGCAAAGGAAGUCUUAAUGUUCAUGAGAGAACUCACACAGGAGAAAAACCACACCAGUGUCCUCUAUGUGAGAAGAGAUUCAUUAGUGGACACCAUUUAAACAAACAUGUGCGUUUACACACCAAUGAGAGACCGUAUCAGUGCAGUGAAUGUGGAAAAACCUUUAGGAUUUUAGAUUCUUUAAGACACCAUAAAGUAACACACUCUGAAAGACUUCAUCAAUGUUCACACUGUGAUAAACGUUUUUAUCAUAAAAAGGAUCUGAUAAUCCAUGAGAGAGUUCACACGGGAGAGAGACCUUAUCUCUGUUCUCACUGUGGAAAGAGCUUCUCUAAUCCAAGUACUUUUAAAGUCCAUCAGAGAGUUCAUACUGGAGAGAAACCUCAUCACUGCAGUGUUUGUGGGAAGAGUUUCAGUCGACGUUGCAAUCUAGUGACACACCAGAGAAUUCAUACAGGUGAAAAACCUUACAAAUGCUCUCAGUGUGGAGAGGGGUUUAAUCAAGCGGUUCUUCUGAGAAUCCAUCAGAGAGUUCAUACAGGCGAGAAACCUUACCGCUGCUUGAUCUGUGGAGAAAGAUUCGCUAAUGUAGGACCUUUUAAGACUCAUCAGAAGAAGCAUGCUGAACAACAAACUGAUCUGUGAAAAAGACAAAUAACUUGUACAUAAAAGAUUUUUUACCAACACAAUUCACAUUUGUAGUGGACUUUGUAUUUUCUUUCCUGUACUGUAAUUAUAGUUACAGUUAUAGUAUAAGUUUUUUUCCUUUCCAAGAUACCUUUAUUAACUUAAAGAGCACAUAUAGCAUUGCUAAAAUGUGGUUGCGUGGUUUAUGGUGCAAAAAACACAUUAUUUUCUCCUUUAUGCCCUGCCUACCUAAAACACAUUGAUUUUGUAUAAAGCUCAUUGAUUUGAAAAGCGUUUUGUUCCCGUUUGGCCAGCUUACCAGUAUGUUGGGAUUGGCCUGAAUACCUCUGACGUCAGACAAAAAAACCAUUCUUACUUUAAAGAUUAGCUCACAAUGUAAUACUGACAGGAGUUAAUAUUGUGUUUACUAGCGGAAUCUGAUCCUGAAAAUGCAGAUGACCAAGCUGAUCGAUUAACUUUACCAGCUUUAGCAGGAUGUAACAGAUUGGUAAGGUAAGGAUACCAAAACAUUAAAACCAUGUUUGCAUUUGUGAUCGUAGAAACGACAAACAAGUGCUACUGCAUAAAACUUUGUGUUUGAAUCAUGGUUUAGUCAGUCUCUUUAAAUAUGAAAACAUAGACUACUUGUAGGCUGUGAGUCAGAAGUGGGGAAGAAUUAUGAUAAUGACCGUUGUGUCCACAUCAACCGGCCCAGGAAGUAAACUCUUGCCUACAAUCUGUGUUUUAUGUUGGAAAUGAUAACUCGCGUCAUCUUCAUUUGUACCUUAUAUCAUUAACAUGUACUAAUAUACACUUACACACCAAAGGAUGUGUAAAAUCUUGA
Messenger RNA from Paramisgurnus dabryanus, 2087 nucleotides. RefSeq lists its product as uncharacterized. NCBI's taxonomy places the organism in Eukaryota, Metazoa, Chordata, Actinopteri, Cypriniformes, Cobitidae. Gene Ontology annotation, molecular function: RNA polymerase II cis-regulatory region sequence-specific DNA binding; DNA-binding transcription repressor activity, RNA polymerase II-specific. The record is from RefSeq and is a predicted model, not a curated record. Gene Ontology annotation, biological process: negative regulation of transcription by RNA polymerase II; regulation of cytokine production; regulation of immune system process. Gene Ontology annotation, cellular component: nucleoplasm; nucleus.